AUGUCUCAGAAGAAUGAACCCCGAGUGAAUACCUCUUCAUUACAAAAGAUUGCUGCCGACAUGAGCAAUAUAAUAGAGAACUUGGACACCAGGGACCUCCAUUUUGAAGGGGAAGAAGUGGAUUUCGACUUGUCCCCGGAGGAUUCCAAGCCUGGGCGUAUCCCCUUCUCUAUUAUUUACCACACUAAAGGAUUUAAGGAACCCAACAUCACAACCUAUCUCUCAGGGUAUCCGAUCAAAGCCCAGGUCCUGGAAGUGGAGCGUUUCACCUCAACAACAAGGGUACCUAGUAUUAAUCUUUACACUAUUGAAUUAACCCAUGGCGAAUUUACAUGGCAAGUCAAAAGGAAAUUCAAGCAUUUUCAAGAGUUUCAUAGAGAGCUGCUGAAGUACAAAGCUUUCAUUCGAAUUCCAAUUCCCACCAAAAGGCACACCUUUCGAAGACAGAAUGUCAAAGGAGAAGAACCAAGAGCAAUGCCAAGUUUGCCUCGGACGUCUGAAAACAUGGUCAGAGAGGAGCAAUUCUCCAGCAGAAGGAAACAAUUGGAAGAUUACUUGACAAAGCUAUUAAAAAUGCCCAUGUAUAGGAACUAUCAUGCCACGCUCUUACUGGUGGCUCCAAGGAGCUGUUGCCGGAGCAGUGGCCACACUCGGGUAAACCGUCUCAGUAGGCUAAACCAGUUUGAGGUCCUCUACAAGUACAAAGGACAACAACCAGCCAGGUAUGUUAAUGCGAAAGGGUAUUUUGAAGAUAUAGCGAAUGCCAUGGAAGAAGCCAAAGAAGAGAUUUUUAUCACGGAUUGGUGGUUGAGUCCAGAAAUCUUCCUGAAACGCCCAGUGGUCGAAGGAAAUCGAUGGAGACUAGACUAUAUUCUCAAACGGAAAGCACAACAAGGGGUGAGGAUAUUCGUGAUGCUCUAUAAAGAGGUUGAACUUGCCCUUGGCAUCAACAGUGAAUAUAGCAAGAGGACUUUAAUGCGCCUGCACCCCAACAUCAAGGUCUGCAACAUAGUCUAUGUGGGAUUCAAAAGCACCUUUUCACAUUCAGAGGAAAAAAUAAGGAGAACAGAUGAAAAAGUAAAGUCUGAAGAUUCCCAGAAAGCAGCGCUAGCUUUGGCCAACAAGAAGCUAUUUCCUGUUUCAAGAGCAUCUCAACUUUCCUCAGGUUAUUUUAAUCACUGUAGGAGUCGUCAGCAUUUAAUCCGAGGGUUAAAGCCCCACUUGAAAUUCUUGCAUCAUUCCAGCGAGUCCGAACAAAGACUCGCAGGCCCUGGAAGUGACACAGGAUCCAUCCGUAGUUUGCAGACAGGUGUUGGUGAACUCCAUGGAGAAACUCGAUUCUGGCAUGGAAAGGACUAUUGCAAUUUUGUCUUCAAAGACUGGGUUCAGCUGGAUAAACCCUUUGCUGAUUUCAUUGACAGGUAUUCCAUGCCCCGAAUGCCAUGGCAUGACAUCGGCUCUGUGGUCCACGGGAAGGCUGCGAGGGAUGUGGCCCGUCAUUUUAUCCAGCGAUGGAACUUCACGAAGAUUAUGAAGUCAAAAUAUCGAUCCCUUUCUUACCCAUUCCUGCUGCCCAAGUCUCAAGCCACAGCCCAUGAGUUGCGAUAUCAGGUGCCUGAGUCUGUGCAUGCCACAGUGCAGUUACUCCGUUCUGCUGCAGAUUGGUCUGCUGGCAUAAAAUACCACGAAGAAUCCAUCCAUGCCGCGUAUAUGCAUGUGAUAGAGAACAGCAAACACUACAUAUACAUAGAAAACCAGUUCUUUAUCAGUUGUGCUGAUGACAAAGUUGUCUUCAACAAGAUUGGGGACACCAUUGCCCAGCGGAUACUCAAAGCUCACAGAGAGAGCCAAAGGUACCGAGUGUACGUGGUGAUCCCUCUUCUGCCUGGAUUUGAAGGAGACAUUUCAACGGGGGGUGGAAAUGCACUCCAGGCCAUCAUGCAUUUCAACUACAGAACCAUGUGCAGAGGAGAAAAUUCCAUCAUUGGACAAUUAAAAGCUGAGAUUGGCAAUCAGUGGAUAAAUUAUAUCUCAUUCUGUGGACUUCGAACACAUGCUGAAUUGGAAGGAAACCUUGUCACCGAGCUCAUCUACGUCCAUAGCAAGUUGCUCAUAGCAGAUGAUAACACUGUCAUUAUUGGGUCAGCAAAUAUAAAUGACAGAAGCAUGCUGGGAAAACGUGAUAGUGAAAUGGCUGUUAUCGUGCAGGACACUGAGACGGUCCCCUCUGUGAUGAAUGGAGAAGAGUAUCAGGCUGGGAGAUUUGCUCAGGGACUUCGGCUGCAAUGCUUCAGGGUCGUUCUUGGCUAUCUUUCAGAAUCAAUCGCAGAGAUUCUAGAUCCUGUGAGUGACAAAUUCUUCAAAGAGGUGUGGAUCUCAACAGCAGCUCGGAAUGCUACCAUAUAUGACAAGGUGUUCCGGUGCCUUCCCAACGAUGAGGUACAUAAUCUCAUCCAGCUCCGGGAGUUCAUUACCAAGCCAAUAUUAGCAAAGGAGGAGCCCGGACGAGCAGAGGAAGAAUUAAAAAAGAUCCGCGGAUUCCUCGUGCAAUUUCCUUUUUAUUUCUUGUCUGAAGAAAACUUGCUGCCUUCUGUGGGAACAAAAGAAUCCAUGGUGCCCAUGGAGGUCUGGACUUAGAAAGGGGGAGGAUGUCUUCCCUGUCCCCGUCUCUCAUCCUGGAGGUGAUAAUGACUUCCUUCAGGGCCAGCCUCUCCCCAAUGAAGAAAUCUCUGCCAGCCCACCUACCUGGUGCUUCUAAAGAUGGCGCCAGGGAUUUAGAUGGUCCAGACAGAAAAAAGGCACAACUAGAGUGUUAUGAAGACACUAAAAAUCAGUACCAGAUAAUGACUUAUUUAUUCUGUCUCACCUUUCAAAGAGGAAACUGCAUCGUAGAUAAUGGGCACGUUGGAUGCAUCUUAGAACACUGACUUGAUUGGGGAUGUGAAAUUUGAUCACAAGAAUCCCACAAGAGGAAAUAAAUGAUCUG
Messenger RNA from Gracilinanus agilis (Agile Gracile Mouse Opossum), 2986 nucleotides. RefSeq names its product phospholipase D1 (gene PLD1). Bases 1 to 2637 code for a protein of 878 amino acids. Gene Ontology annotation, biological process: phosphatidic acid biosynthetic process; regulation of microvillus assembly; intracellular signal transduction. Lineage: Eukaryota; Metazoa; Chordata; Mammalia; Didelphimorphia; Didelphidae. The transcript has 23 exons. The record is from RefSeq and is a predicted model, not a curated record. Gene Ontology annotation, molecular function: D-type glycerophospholipase activity; phosphatidylinositol binding.